Messenger RNA from Aspergillus fischeri NRRL 181, 759 nucleotides. Its product is annotated as signal peptidase complex subunit SPC3. Gene Ontology annotation, biological process: protein targeting to ER. Bases 1 to 759 code for a protein of 252 amino acids. The record is from RefSeq and is a predicted model, not a curated record. NCBI's taxonomy places the organism in Eukaryota, Fungi, Ascomycota, Eurotiomycetes, Eurotiales, Aspergillaceae. The transcript is spliced from 3 exons. Gene Ontology annotation, cellular component: membrane; signal peptidase complex.
AUGCACUCGUCCCUGAACAGAGCGCAGGGCGUCUUUGGCUUCUUCACCACCGUCGCCUUGUUUGUUGCUGGAGUCGCUGCGCUGUCGGUGCUGCUGUAUCCUGCGCAUGAUGCAAAGGCUGAGGUCGCAUUGAAAAAUGUCCAGGUAAUCAAGGGUCGGCCAAAUUACUAUUCAACCAAGAAGGAAGAGUAUGCCCAGAUCAGGUUCGAUCUGAAUGCUGACCUCUCCUCGCUCUUCAAUUGGAACACAAAACAAGUCUUCGUCUACGUCUACGCUUCGUACUCGUCCUCCGACAAGAAGUCCUCUCUUCUUCCCAACUCUGAGUCCAUCAUCUGGGAUACUAUUAUCUCCGCCCCAGAAUCGCCUUACUCGUUCAAUGCCCUGCUCCAGCGCUUUUUCCCGGCCAAAUCGUCCUCCACGGCCCGCAAGAACCAGAAGCGAAGCACUUCCGCCUCGAAGAAAACCUCGGCCUCAAAGAAGGAGACUCCCGCGCCGGGCGUGCUCCGUUUGAGCAACCAACGGGCUAAGUACCAGAUUAGUGACAUUACAGGGAAGCUGGCGGAGCGCAAGAACGUGACGCUCUCUGUGGGCUGGAAUGUGCAGCCCUGGGUUGGUGCGUUGUGGUGGAGCCCUGGCUCCGGUGCUGUGCCCCGGACCGCUGGUACUGUGGUCAGCAGCGAGGCUUUUGAUUUUCCUGCUUUGAAGGGAAGCAAGGCCUCUGCUACUAAAGCAGCUGCAUCGGGCGCUCAGACGGCCUAG